UGGUACAGUAGGUCAAUAGCAGAGAUCCCAGAGGGCACACUGACAAAGACAAAACCCAUAUGGCGCGCCGAAGCAACGCAACGCAAGAGACCGGAUUCCAACCUUGAACUCCCCCCCUCUCGACCCAACCUCCGCAGCUUCCCUCGAUCCUUGUCUUGCUCCGGCGCAACACGCAGCCGAUGUAUCCAACGGAGCAAGCAAGUAACCGGCCGGCUUUGAUACUUGCCGCCUCCCCGCUCCAUCUAUGGCCACACUUGCCGCCGUGCCGCCAUGCCCUCCGCCUCAAGCAAAGUGGCGCCCCGCGCCUCCUCUAAUCCCCUCCUGCCUCGCCGCCACAGCCUCCUCCCUCCUCCUUCCUUGCCUGCGCACCUCUCUCCCUCCCCUUCACCACGCCGGAAGACGAAGAAGAAGACACCGAUGAUGCUGCCCCCCGGCCAUCGCCGGCUCCCCCUCCUCCUCUGCUUCCUCCUCUCCUUCUUCCCCUCCCACGUGCUGGCGUUCCACUCGUUCGUGGGGACGUACGGGGUGAACUACGGCCGGAUCGCGGACAACCUGCCGCCGCCAACGGAGGUGGUGCGGCUCCUCCAGAUGGCCCGGAUCAAGAACGUCCGGAUCUUCGACUCGGACCACAGCGUCCUGGACGCCUUCCGCAACUCCGGGCUCAACCUGGCCAUCGCCAUCCCCAACGGGCUCGUCAAGGACAUCGCCGCCAACCCGAGCAAGGCCAUGGACUGGGUGAACGAGAACGUGCAGCCCUACUACCCUUCCGUCCGCAUCGUGGCCGUCAUCGUCGGCAACGAGAUCCUCGGCGGCUCCGGGGACCUCGCCGAGGCGCUCUACGCCGCCGUCGUCAACGUCCACGACGCGCUCAAGGCAGUCCGCCUCUCCUCCAAGAUCGAAGUCAACACGCCCCAUUCUGAGGCCGUCUUCGGGACUUCCUACCCGCCGUCCGCGGGCACGUUCCGGCCGGACCUCAUGGUGUACCUGAAGCCGUUGCUGGAGUUCUUCUCCAGGACCGGGGCGCCGUUCUACGUGAACGCGUACCCGUUCCUGGCCUACAUGAGCGACCCGGAGCACAUCGACGUCAACUACGCGCUCAUGAAGCCCAACGCCGGCAUCGUCGACCAGAAGACCAACUUGCACUACGACAACAUGUUCGAGGCACAGAUUGACGCCACCUACGCCGCGCUCGAGGCGGCCGGGUACGCCGACAUGGAGGUCCGGGUGUCGGAGACCGGGUGGAGCUCCGCCGGGGACGCCACGGAGCCCGGGGCGACUCCGGAGAACGCCCGGACCUAUAACUUUAACCUCCGGAAGCGGCUGUUCUUGAGGAAAGGGACGCCGUAUCGGCCGAAUCGGGUUGUCCGUGCGUAUAUCUUUGCGCUCUUCAAUGAGGAUCUUAAGACAGGGCCGGGCUCCGAGCGGCAUUUCGGGCUCUUCAAGCCUGACGGCAGCGUCUCCCUUGAUCUGGGGUUCAAGGGCCUCACGUCCUCGGCGCCGCCGGCGAAGGAGUGGAUGGUGCGGCGGUACUCGGCUACGAUGAUUCUGUGGUGUACAUUCAUUUUUCUAGCUCUAGCAGCAACAUGAUUGAUUAAUUGACAUGUAUUUACUUUAGAGCUCGGCCAUGAUUUCUGUACAUUCCACGGUUCAAAAAAGUUGUACAUCAAUCAGUCUCCUGUUCUUCAUCUUCCCACUGUAAAGUGUAAACAAUUUGCUUAGAGCGGUCCAUUUCUGGAUGGCUGCCUCGUGCGGUUUGGAGUUCA
Molecule: messenger RNA, 1763 nt
Organism: Brachypodium distachyon (stiff brome)
Lineage: Eukaryota; Viridiplantae; Streptophyta; Magnoliopsida; Poales; Poaceae
Product: glucan endo-1,3-beta-glucosidase 14
Exons: 2
Coding region: 271-1587 (438 amino acids)
Biological process (GO): carbohydrate metabolic process
Cellular component (GO): plasma membrane
Molecular function (GO): hydrolase activity, hydrolyzing O-glycosyl compounds
Source: RefSeq, a predicted model, not a curated record